Mytilus californianus (California mussel) is the source of this 4765-nucleotide messenger RNA. RefSeq names its product calponin homology domain-containing protein DDB_G0272472-like. The record is from RefSeq and is a predicted model, not a curated record. The transcript is spliced from 10 exons. Bases 130 to 1302 code for a protein of 390 amino acids. Lineage: Eukaryota; Metazoa; Mollusca; Bivalvia; Mytilida; Mytilidae.
CAUGGCUUUCCGCGGCAUUGUUCAGAUUUGUUAGCCUUUCAUUUAAUCCAUUAUAGUAAAAAUGUGAAUGCUUUUGUAACAAGGCUAUUUAUUUUGUACCUUUUUCAUAUAAAUUCACGAGAUGCUGUUAUGGAAACACAACGGAACAGUGAUGUUCGAGCUACAGAGAGAGUUUUCAAGAAAGUAGUGUAUCCAGGUCUAGAAACCCUGCGAGUAGUAGACAGAAAUGGAAUCCCUCUUAAUUACCCAGCAUACAAUUCUGUCCAUUCUAAAUCAUUUGUACUGAGUCCACGAGGAGUGCCUAUGAGAAAAUCAAAUCAUGUCUACAGUGGAAGUCAUUCACAUCCAGCAAAACUUACAGAUCUGGUUGAUAAUACAUCAUCACCUGACAACUAUUAUGGACCAGAGAAGACCUUCUUAACACAAGGGAGCUACUCUGCCAAAUUACCUAGAUAUAGAAAUGAAAGUCCACUGCAGCAAAAGCAAAGAGCUACCACCAGCCAAUCAAUGGCACCAAAACACAUGGCAAAAAGUAUUUCAUCUGACCAUUUUUUAACAGGAGAGCCAAAUGAGAAAAGAAUCCUACAAGCAGCCAACAAUAAUUACUUUAAUCUAAGUAACCAAGGUCUAAGAUUACAAAGAGAAUGGACUAGUUUAUCUAACACACGGUCAAUGAAGAGGGCUUCAGAGAUCGUGAACCACAGAGUGGACAGAAUGUAUUUUAUGAAUGGUAAUUCCAUAAAGCUAAAACCAAAGUAUGAUGUUGAUGAGGAAGAAUUAAGUAAAUUGAAAGAAGAGGCACACAAAAGGGGCAGCAGGACUUCCAGUAGAAAUUCAAUGAAAUCUGGACCCAAAAAAAAAGACCCAAUAGAUUUGAAAAAGACCAUUGGAAAUGCUGAAUCAGAAGGAGGAACUGGGGAUGUGACCACAAGUAGUGAAAUAAAUUUAAAGAAACCAAAUGGAAGAUUAAGUCCAAUAAAUGGAUGGGAAGGCAAGGAAAAAGUUGUAGAAGAAGAAAGUGACUUAAUACGACAAAAAUCAUUGCAUGCAGAGUGCAAUGAUGUAGAAAAAACAGUAGAAAAUGGUGAUACAUCUGAAAACAAAGAAGAGGAAAGUGAUGGGUUGCAAGGAAUGAGACCUGAUGGAAGAAUUGACAGUAGUGCCUUAAAUAAUGAUACUGAAAAUGGUGAGGAAUUAAAGGAAAAUGAUGUGCCUGUUAAUGGCAAAGAGGAGACAACUCAAGAGGCUGAUGAACAGCAGGGGGAGACAAAUGAUGAAAAUGUUGCUCAAGAAAACACAUAAUGAAUUGAAUUUUAUGUAAUAUUUAGAACCCUGUGAUAGAUCUAUUAUCAUAAUUACCUAUCUGUGAUAUAUAUGUUGCCAUAGAAUCUGUGAUCAAUUCCUUAUGAACUGUGAUAAAAUGAAUCAAUUUAAAAAUUUUAAUAUUUAUAGAAGAUUUUUCAUUAAGAAACACAACUGGGUUAUGAAUCCUCAUUUAACAUUUUGAUCAGCACUUUAAUAGACAAUGAAUCUGUUUAUGGGCACUCUAGUUUUAUGAAGUCUAUCUACGAUGAUGGUUUAGCUGUUUUGUAUGUUAGUCAAUAGUGAUAAUCCCUAAAGUAUAUUAUAACAUAUGCUAAUUUAUGGCAGUAUCUGUCAUUAGUUUAGAAUUAUCCUUAACACCUUAAAGUUUAUGCUUUCUAUGAUUGUCCUAUAUUCCUUUUAGAUAAUAUUGCAAAAAAUGGUUUUGUCUUGAUAUUUCUUGGAUGCAAAUUAAUUCUUCUUUAAACAUUUGCACUUAUUGCAUAUUUUUUCAUCGUAUAUUUUCUUCAAUUGCCUUAAAUUUUAUUUGACGAUGAGUUGAAAGAAUAUUUUACCAAAAUCAUGUGCAUUUGUACUGUGAAAAAGUAGACAGGAAACUAUUAAAUUUUUUUAUGUUUCGCAUUGAAAAGGAAUAUUAUAUCCAUAUAUGGUUUGCCAAAAAUAAAUCAUCCAUGACAUAGCCUUUUCAGAUAUCAUUAAAAGUAAUUCAGACAUAACAAGGAUAGAAUGUUGAUUCGUAAGCAUUUAAUUCAAUGUACAAAGCAUAAUUAUUUUUUUCAGUUUCUUAGAAGCAUAAAGUUCAAUAUUUCAAGAAGAUCUGAAAAUUUUAAAUUUGUUAUUGGUCACAACAAGAGAAAUAGAAUUUGAAGAAUGAAUAUGUUAUAUAUUUAUGAAUUUACAAUAUAUUCAGGUUAAACUUCAAAUCUAUCUCCAUAAGAUGAACUGAAAAUUUGUUGACAACCUUUUGUACGCUUUUAAAAAGAAAAGAUUGUAAUUAUAUGCAUUGAAUCAUGUGAUUCCAACAGAUACCAGUGAUAAAAAAGUGCAUGUCUUCAUACAAUGUUUGGAAUAUUAUUUUUAUGUAAAAGACUACAUAAGAAUACUUUUUUUACCUCAUUACUGCAAUGAUCCAUGACAUACAGAACAUUUGUUAAGAGGAUUUAUUCGUCUUUAUUUUGGUAAUUUUUGUUUUUGCUAGAAUUCCAAAAUUUCAUGAUAUAAUCCAUUACAGAUUUUUUUAGAAUACAUUACUCCCCCCUUUUAUGAUGGGAGUAUAGACAAAAAAUGAUUAUUGAAAAGCCACUUCCCUGUUCUUAUUGAAGUGUCUCGAUAAGGGCACCAAUUAGUGAAAUUUUAAAUACAGUACUAAAUUGGGUUCUUUUUUUUUUUUAAAUUAGAUUGUAACCCACGAUUUUUUCUAUAUCAAGUAUGGAAAAUGCACAAGUUUUGUAGUUUCAUGUUGUAUAACAUCAUUUUGUGAUUUUGUAAUACAUGUACUGUGGAUUCAUUUAUUUUCAAGGGUAUCAAUUUUCGAAUAGAGAAAAAAAGACGUUUCGUGGUAUAAGUAAAUUCGUGGAUCGCUGAUUACAAAAAGAAAAAAAAAAUUCAGAUACGUAAUUUGUGGAUUUCUUUUUAAUUUAGGAGAUCAUAUAACCUCCUUGGUUUGAUCAAUAAUAAAACAAACUAAAAAGAAGGAAUUCAUUGAAAAAGUUUUGAAUUGUCAAAAUCCUCGCUUGGUUAUUCUAAGUUAAAGUGUUCAUUGAAAACUUCUAUUACAAUAAUGGACAGAGACAACUAAUUACUUGUUUGUUUUACAAUUUAUAUAUUCUUGUCGGAAUUUUAUAAGGCAUUCAAAACUCUUUGAUUGAAAGCUCAUUUCCCUAAUCACGAUAUAAUAAACAGUCAUAUAAGUAAAAGGUGUGAAAAUAAAUGUUCCUGUCAUAAACAAUAUUACCUACAGGCAAUAUCCACGUACUUAAUCCAAUUGAUUUUUAAUCACCAGUAAACCACACUAUGACACGGUAAUUAACAACUUGCAGUUAUUUUCCAUGAACAGUUUUAUUAAAUUUUAAAAAGUAAAUUAUCACUGAUAUUCGAUAUAUUUAUUAUUGAAUUAAUCAAAAUUCUUGUAUCUUCUUUCAAUAAAAAAACAUGUGUUAUGUUACAAUGUUUAUCGCUAGUCAACACUAUACUAGAACUGCAUAACAUAAAUGGAAAUAAACAUCCGACUCCAUACACAUUUCUCGAGAUUAUUCUUUGUUGAAUUCUUAAAUUCGUGGUUCACUGUGACCCACGAAACCCACGAAAAUUGGUAUACCACGAAUAAAAAUGAAUCCACAGUAUACAAAUAUUGUUAUUGUCUGUAUGAUAUGGUAGUUAAAUGUUCACACAGUGAUAACUGUAAAAAUCAUCAGAUCUUUGUGUUUUUGGUAUGGAUAAUGGGCAUGUCUGCUUAUAUUGGCAUUUUAGAAGUUAUAUCUUUUACUGAAGUCUCUUUAUACAAUCCUUAGUCUAAUGGAAAGGAUACAAAUAGUUCCUUAUACUUGUGCAAUUCCAAGAAAUUAUAGGUUACAAUUAAAUUUUGUAAGUUUGAGAGCCUUACAAGUCUGUGAACUGCAUUGAAAUACAAAUGUGAGGCAUAGUCUUUGAACAUAUUGAGACGUAACCCAGCAGUCUCAUGUGAGGCAUAGUCUUUGAACAUAUUGAGACGUAACCCAGCAGUCCCAUGUGAUAGAUGUUUUAAAGGAAUAAUACAUGAAUACUGUGAAAACCUAAAAGAAAUUUAAUGAUGGAAGAAAUUUUUUUCUUCAAACUUUUUUUUUGUAUGGAUGGCUAUUUAUUUAUUUAUUUCAAUAUUCAUUGUGUCUAAAACAAUUGACAAGAGACAAGUUGUUUUGAAGAAAGUCCUGGCUUUUGUUGUGUCAACCUUGGAAAUUGUCCUGUUAGUGUGAAGUUUUUCACCAGAAUGGACUUGAACAUACAAAAUAAAUUCGGACAUUUUUUUUCUCCCAUUCAAUAGACAGAACUUUAAUCUUACACUUUGGAAAAGUCUGACAAAUUUAAAAAAAACCAAACAAAGAUAGACACAUGGAAAGAAAGAUAAAUAUCUUUACACCUUUCAUAUCAAUAAUGUGUAGCAUCAAAAAGACAACACAUAAUAUAUGUCAUGAUCAACAAUCAGAAUCAAUUUUUUUAUAAUUUUCAUAUAUAUAAUAAAUGUUAAAAAAGCCAAUGCAACGUACUGCAAUUUUUUUAUCGAAAAAUAUUUUUUGCACACAAGUGACGUGUUCAUCAUUCAGUUUUCAUAUUUCCUAGCACAUGAGUUUUGAUGGAUAUGUAGCACAUUAGAGAGAUAGUUUUGAUAGUAGAUAUACAUUCCAUUUAUUUAUUAUAUUAUCAUGUUAUUCAUUUUAAUGUGAAUUAAAUCAUUAUAAUUUAACAA